Molecule: messenger RNA, 842 nt
Organism: Asparagus officinalis (garden asparagus)
Lineage: Eukaryota; Viridiplantae; Streptophyta; Magnoliopsida; Asparagales; Asparagaceae
Exons: 2
Coding region: 203-748 (181 amino acids)
Source: RefSeq, a predicted model, not a curated record
GCCUCAUUUGUAAUAAGGCACCCUGAUUAGCUUUAUAUUUCCCUGGAAAUAUCUCAUGAGCUGAACUUACCUGCUCAUAUAAUGAUAAUCUGCUUUCUUUGAUCAAACAUCAAUAAUUCUAGCCUGAACCAGAAAUAUAUAUGUACAUCCCUUCCACUCUCUGCAGUUCUAAAAAAAAAAAGACUUUGCUUCAUUAUUAGAGAUGGGGUUUGAAGAUUGGGAGUAUCUCUCUGAUAACAAUCUCUUCGACUCUCAAGCAACUCAGGAGGAUUCAAGUCUUGUUCAUGAACACGAUCAACAUCAAGCUGCAAAUGUAGCCCAAAUAGACGAGAAUCAAAGCGACGAGCUGUUGAAAGAGAUAAGAGAGAUCACGGAAGAUGGUGAUGCAGUGCCUCAAAUUCAGUUAAAGACUAAAGAAGUCGAGCUCGAGGAAAAUAAGAUGUUUGAGGAGGAGAAAUCGGAACUCGAGUUCUCAGAAAGUACAGAGUUUCAGGGAGAAGAAAUGGAGGAAGUGGAGGGGGUUGAGGGUGUGGAGAGUAAUGGAAAUGAUUGUGUGAAGGGAUAUAAUCAAAAUGCUCUGAAGUGGCCGAGAAUUGGAGUACUGAGCUCUGUAGGAGUAGUUGCUGCCUCCUUAACUAUGCUCAUAUUGGGUGGAUGCAAGACAAAUCAGAGGAGGGAGCCUCUGGCACAAAUCCAUGAUGGUGAUAAGGGGACGAGAGGGAUUCCAGCAACAGCAGUCAAUAUAUAAUCCGGUGGUCAAUAUCAAGGGUCGUACAAUUGUGAAGCUUCAAGGGACUGGGGAAGCUCAAUUAGCUGCAGAUGAGAAUUCUAUGUUGUGAUGG